UUUCUUUCUGAACACCUCAGAUAAAUACAUUUCAAUCAUGUCGAAGCGUGGACGCGGAGGAGCCUCUGGAAACAAAUUCCGUAUGACCCUUGGUCUGCCCGUUGGCGCCGUUAUCAACUGCGCUGACAACUCGGGUGCCAAGAACCUGAACAUCAUCGCUGUUGCUGGCAUUAAGGGUCGCCUUAACCGCCUGCCCGCCGCCGGUGUCGGAGACAUGGUCAUCGCCACUGUCCGCAAGGGUAAGCCCGAUCUCCGCAAGAAGGUCAUGCCCGCUGUCGUCGUCCGCCAGCGCAAGUCGUGGCGCCGCAAGGAUGGUGUCUUCCUGUACUUCGAGGACAACGCCGGUGUCAUCGUCAACCCGAAGGGUGAGAUGAAGGGCUCUGCCAUUACCGGCCCCGUCGGUAAGGAGUGCGCCGAUCUCUGGCCGCGUAUUGCCUCCAACUCGGGUACUGUCGCCUAA
Linderina pennispora is the source of this 460-nucleotide messenger RNA. Its product is annotated as 60S ribosomal protein L23. Gene Ontology annotation, biological process: translation. Bases 38 to 460 code for a protein of 140 amino acids. The record is from RefSeq and is a predicted model, not a curated record. Gene Ontology annotation, cellular component: cytosolic large ribosomal subunit; ribosome. NCBI's taxonomy places the organism in Eukaryota, Fungi, Kickxellomycota, Kickxellomycetes, Kickxellales, Kickxellaceae. Gene Ontology annotation, molecular function: large ribosomal subunit rRNA binding; structural constituent of ribosome. The transcript is spliced from 2 exons.